Molecule: messenger RNA, 1021 nt
Organism: Astyanax mexicanus (Mexican tetra)
Lineage: Eukaryota; Metazoa; Chordata; Actinopteri; Characiformes; Acestrorhamphidae
Product: stonustoxin subunit beta
Exons: 4
Coding region: 170-931 (253 amino acids)
Molecular function (GO): protein binding
Source: RefSeq, a predicted model, not a curated record
GUAAUCUUGGACAUGUACAAAUCUGGGAUCAGUUUUAAACCUGGAAAGCUCCUGCCUGAAAGACCUGGACCUCAGUAACAAUGACCUGCAGGAUUCAGGAGUGGAGCUGCUGUCUGCAGGACUAAAGAGUUCACACUGUAAACUGCAGAUUCUCAGAUUAUCUGGUUGUAUGGUAACAGAGAAAGGCUGUUCUUCUUUGGCUGCAGCUCUGAGUUCAAAUCCCUCCCACCUGAAGAAACUGGAUCUGACCUUCAACCACCCAGGAGAGUCAGGACAACAGCUGUUCUCUGCUGGACUAGAAAAGCCAGGCUACAGAAUUGAAUCUGGAGGGGCAAUCAGAACAAAACCAGGACUAAAGAAAUACGGCUGUGAUUUCACACUGGAUCCAAACACAGCGCACUGUAAUCUCUCUCUGAGUGAGGAGAACAGAACGGUGGUGAGGGGAGAGGAGCUGCAGGCGUAUCCUGAUCAUCCAGAGAGGUUUGAUGAGUGGUGUCUGCAGGUUCUGAGUAGAGAGAGAGUUACUGGACGCUGUUACUGGGAGGCUGAGUGGAGCGGAGAAAGAGCUGCUGUAGCUCUGAGUUAUAAAAUCAUCAGCAGGAAAGGAAACAGAUCAGACUGUGGGUUUGGAGAGAAUAUAAACUCCUGGAGUCUGUUCUGCUCUGAUAACAGAUACUCUGUUCAUCACAAUAAAAACAUAACUGUUCUCCCCACUCCUCCCUCCGGCUGUAGGAGAGUAGGAGUGUAUGUGGACUGUCCCUCCGGCACUCUGUCCUUCUACAGAGUCUCCUCUGAUACACACACACCCUCACACACACAGUCACACACUCUCUCACACUUACACACAUUCUACACCACCUUUACUCAGCCCCUCUGUGCAGGGAUUGGGGUUGAUUAUGGCUCUUCAGUGACUCUGUGUAAAAUAGCAUAACCCUGUGUAACAGAGUGUGUGUGUAGUUGUGUGUGUUUGUUAGGGAAGUUAAGAGGAAUUAGGAGCACAAGCUGUAUGAAUAUUUUUUUA